Molecule: messenger RNA, 865 nt
Organism: Ipomoea triloba (trilobed morning glory)
Lineage: Eukaryota; Viridiplantae; Streptophyta; Magnoliopsida; Solanales; Convolvulaceae
Product: protein VASP homolog
Exons: 2
Coding region: 383-751 (122 amino acids)
Source: RefSeq, a predicted model, not a curated record
AUAUUCAACAAUAUGUUUACUAAUUUAAAAAAAAAAAAAAAAGAAAAGACAAAACGACGUAGUUUUGGACCCAAAAGGUGGACCUGGGUCCACAGCAGCGUGGGCUGGCUUGCCAGCUGUUUGGGCGGGAUGGGCCUAGCUAUUGGCGGCUCGCGGGCUUUGUACUGCCUUGCCGGCCCGUAUGUUCACAAAAAUUAGUUAAUCUCGAGACGAAUUAAUGUAGGGGACAACCUAUAUCUAUGAAGCAUUGUUGAGGCCAUUUGUUGCAAAACAUGAAGGGGACAUUGACAGGAGAUUCUGGGAAUUUAGAGCCAAAGCAUGGGACUUGGCCAUCUAUUACUGGCACAACUGCACAGAGUUAGGACAGGCAAAGAUCCUUGACAUGGUCGAGCUCAUGGCUUCUCCCUCUAGGAAGGGCACCCAAAAAAGCUCCGAGAAGGACAAACACAACCGUCAUAGCGGCGCACCGCCGCCGCCGCCGCCACCUGCCCCUCCUAGCUCAUCUUCCGGCUUUUUCAAGAAGAAGUCAUCCGACAAGCGGCGGACGUCGCCACCACCUUCACCGUUUUCAACUUACCGAUCAGUUUCACAGCCGACUAAGUCAAAUUUGGUCGAGGUUCAACUUCAGGAUCAAACACAAGUUGUAUAUCCCGUCGAAAAUUAUAUGGUAGAUUCAGAGAGUGUAUCUAGCAAUGAAGAUCGUUCGCGUGGUUGGAUAUCGAGAUUUAGCCGUUCCAGAGGCCGUGGUUAGAUUUAGAAUAUGCAGAAAAUUUGUGAAAUGUGUAAAAAGCGAAAUUAGUUGUAAUCGAAACUCGGAUUUAUUUAUUUAAUUUAUUAUUAACAUUGAUUGAUUUUUCAGCUCCAA